Molecule: messenger RNA, 1253 nt
Organism: Colossoma macropomum (tambaqui)
Lineage: Eukaryota; Metazoa; Chordata; Actinopteri; Characiformes; Serrasalmidae
Product: polymeric immunoglobulin receptor-like
Exons: 5
Coding region: 126-1253 (375 amino acids)
Source: RefSeq, a predicted model, not a curated record
CUUCAUGAACCCCAUCAUGCUAAAACAGGAAAAGGCCUGAGCUGUUGUUUCCUAUACAAUUCCAUUUCACAAUAAUAACACUUACAGUUGACUAGGAUAGAUCUAGCAGUGCAUUAAUUAAUUUUAUGCACCUGUUAACAAUGGGUGUGGCUGAAAAACAUUACCAUUACUCGCUCUCUCUCCCUCUUUCAUUAUCCCUCUCUCUCCAUGUAGGGGUAAGAUGUGAGACUGAAGAGCUAAAUUACACAGCAUAUAAAGUCAGGAUCAGAUGUCCAUAUAAACCUGGAUACAAAGAAAAAUACUUUUGCAAAGGUGAUGCUAAAAUCCCCUUUGAGGCUGGACAGAGCAGGAAAUUCUUGCUGCAUGACAACACGUCAGCCCAUAUCUUCACUCUCAACAUCACUCAUCUGGAACUGGAGGAUAAAGGCACAUACUGGUGUGUAAGAAGGGGCAACUCGUCUUCUGACAUUUACAGGACAAAGAUCCACCUAGAUAUUAAACCUGAGUUGACUUGUGAAUUAGGUCAAAAUGUAUCUAUUCAAUGCCACUAUAACCAGGAACUCAGGAAUUCAGUAAAGUUCCUCUGCAAGGAACAGAACUCAUCUGACUGUGCAGAGGGAGGAGUCAAAAUUACUUCAGCCAAUCCUCAGACUGACCGAGUGUCUCUGAGUGAUGAUGCUUCUGCUGGAGUCUUUACUGUAACUAUUGCUGGUCUAAAACAGGAGGAUUCUGGGACGUACUGGUGUGGGGGUUCCACAGGGUUGGAGCAUGUGCUCAUUUCUUCUGUGGAUCUCAACAUUUUCCGAGAUGCAAAAUCAUCACAUAACCUCAGCAGACCAACAAAACCAAAGAAUCAGUCCGCAACUGUUGUGUUGACUUUACCAUCACCUUCAACUCCAAAAUCAGAGUCAGAUCGUGGCUCCUCAGCUGAAGUUAAAGACGGAGAUAACACAAGGCUCUCUCCUCCUGCUGCAGACUACGAUGAGAUUAAAGACAGCAAAGAUCGUCCAGACACUCACAGUAAAGCAUCCACUGCUGAAUUACUCACAGACCCCUCGGGUUCUCCUACAGACCAGACUGAUGGUCAUGACUAUGCUAUUGUGACCUUCCAGCCAAAUCCGAGCUGUACAGAUCAGACUGACAGUCUUGACUACUCCACAUUGACCUUCCAGCCAAACAGCUCCGAUUAUGAGGUUCAUGCUUCAGGGGAGAUGUGCACUUACUCCACUGUCAAUCACCCUCAGUCAGAGUAA